Oncorhynchus keta (chum salmon) is the source of this 717-nucleotide messenger RNA. Its product is annotated as plakophilin-3-like. The record is from RefSeq and is a predicted model, not a curated record. The coding region runs from base 236 to 685 and encodes 149 amino acids. The transcript has 3 exons. Lineage: Eukaryota; Metazoa; Chordata; Actinopteri; Salmoniformes; Salmonidae.
GAGAAAGCAGUCUUUCGAAAAGUAUCUCACACCUACCUGAGUGAGAAACUCAACAACCAAUAUCGAUUAAACUGAUUCAAAAAUUUAUUAUUUUAUUUUCCCGAACAGAAUUAGUUAAAACGAGAAAUAGACAAACACACAGAGCUCUCGGUUAGAAUACUUGUAACUUUUAUAUUCAAUUUUCCUGGGACUGGCAACUAGAUUGUACAUCCAACAGUCACAACCGAUUUUCGAAAUGAGUAUCGUGGCUCAAGACCAUGUAUUUUUGUCCGCUUUGCAGCCCAAAACCGCCGUCAGCACUUACGCGGUCCCGUCCGAGAUCCAGCUCGGAGGGAAUGGGGCCAUCCUGUCGGAUGAGAUGACCCGGGGAAAACGGGUCCAGCAGCAGGUUGCUAUGCGGCUCGCAGAGAAAUCUUCCACACUUCCGAGACAGAACGGCUCAGCCUCACACUAUACCUCCUCAGAACACGGCGGAUCUUCAACAAUGAAGUACCAGACCUUCAACCCAGGGUUCAGCUCCAAGUCCUCCUUCUACACAGGCUCCAGACCUGUCAUGGCUCCCAAUAUGUCUCACUACUCAGGCGGUUUCUCCUCCCACUCGGCGGUGGACCUGGGAGGCGGUCAGAGGGUCACCAUGGGAGGUGGAGGAAGAGGUGGAGGUGGAAGAGGAGGAGGUGGAGGGUGACAAGUACCUUGAUGACAUGCGCACAGGAGGGG